AUGUGGAGACCGGUCCUGCUAGCGGCUGCCCUGCUGCAGUUCGCUUUUCUUGGCCUGGCGUACACAGAACUGAAAAAUAUAGUCAAUGAGACCGAUAUUAAGAGCGGGGACUACGAUGUGGUCGUCUUUAUUUGCGACAGUUUGACAGGCAACGAAGCUCCGUAUGACGAAAUCCAAAAAGCGAUCGACAACUACCAAAAAGUGAGUACCACAUUAUCAUCCUUGGAUUGCGUCUUUUCAUGACAAUGUUGUUUUUAAGCUCACAUGCUUUUUGCCUACCAAACGAUAAGUUUACUGUAUUUAACGCUUACAAAUCUCGAAAAACCCCAUGUGUCGAACUGAAAAUAGAGGUGCCAUUAUGGCCGCAGGCAAUGCUCGAAGUUGAAAAUUGUAAGAACUCUGGAUGGGAGUGGUAAGUGGUCCAUAAACCAAGGAUCCCGUUUCUGUCACUGUCUCUGAUGAUGAGUUCGAACGAGAACCCGAAACGUCAGGCGAAUAAAGCCCUUGUUCCAGCAAUUGAUUUUAAUUCUUAUUCCUCUUACUGUAUACAGACCACCACAAUACUACUGAUGGCAUCCAGUAAGAUGAUAGACCGUUGGCUGACUGAAGACGGUAACCAAGUUAGAAGUCGCCGUCCAGGGCUCGAGUUUUCGGCGGUACGAUACGACACCUGUCAUAGAGUAGGUGGGCUAACUCAUGAAAUGUCAACCGAAAUUCCGUACUGCAUUUUCGUUUCGAAAAGAUUAAUUAAGAAGGGUUGUAAAACUAGUUAGCCUGCAACAUAAUUCUAUGAUAUUUCAAUUACCUCAGGAUGCCGGCUAUCAAAUGAACUUCCUUUCGGCUGCAUGCAAAAUCUUCAAUCUGUAAAAAAUGACUACUUACUUAGCAUGAAUUUUUCUCAUUAAUUUUCGAUGUUUCUAGAAGUCCAGUUAUAUUUCAUGGAAAACAUGCAUAAAAUUAUUUAUUCUUUCGCUCAUUUGGUAGAUAAUUACGUCUUCUUUCAAUUUUAUACUCGAAGGAGGGACAUAAUUGGGUUAUAAAAAUGUUUCUAAAUGUGGAACUUUCAAAUACUAUGAAAUGGCCGUUCACAAAUCGUCAUGCCUCUGCAUUUAUCAAUGUUGCUUGUAAAGUUAACAAUAUAGAUCAAAUCCACUGCUUAAUGUUAUGAACCCUAUAUGAUCCCCCUUUAUUACCGUAGAAAAAUGUGUGGUUGUUCGUACGCAGAAAAUAAACGACUUGUAGUUUGGAAACCCUGAAUCCAAAUGUGACGGUAGAGCAGGGUUCAAAAUUAUACGAGAAUCGGAAAAGUUUUUGAAAACCGAAUAAUACCCUUCCUUCGAGUAUAAGAUUGAAAGAAGACGUAAUUGUUUACCGAAUGAACAAAAGAAUAAAUGUUUUUGUGCAUGUUUUCCAUGAACUAUAAUUGGACUUUUAGGGACAUCGAAAAUCAAUGAGAAGACUCCAUGCUACAUAAGUAGUCAUUUUUACAGAAUGUAUUAUUGUAUGCAGCCGGAAGGAAGUUCAUUCAAAAGCCGGCGUCCUGAGGUAAUGGAAAUAUUAGAGAGUUAUUUUGCAGGCUGACUAGUUUUACAACCCUACUUAAUUAAUCUUCUUAAAACGAAAAUCAUUUUGGAACUUCGGUUGACAUUUCAUGAGUUAGCCCACCUACUGUAAGUCGUCAGACAACCAGAACGAUUCUCUUUAGACCUGAGUUGGCGGCAGAAGCUUUUGUCUCUGCCGGCGGUGGAAUAAGUUCCGAGGCAGCUCAUUUGUCAGGGAUAGGCAGGCUGCCGAAUUUGUGGAAAAUGAUCACAGCACAGGAAUCUUCGCCUUAAUCAAGCGAAAAAUUUCAGAAAUUAUUCAGCGCAGGAUAUGGAAUUAAUUCUCCGAUACAUGGCAUAUUAGAAUCAGGCCUAAAAUUUCAAUGAACCUUCGAGUCGGACACAAUCGACCACUGUGGAAUAACCGCGUAAUGCCUAUUCCAAAAACAAGUAGUGCUACAACUAGCAUGAAAUUUAUAUCCCAAACGUAUUAUACCAUACGAAUGACAUAUGCAUUUCAUAUUUCUCUUAGUACUACUUUUUGUAUAAUGGGCAUUACGUGGUUAUUCCACAGGAGUUGACUGUCUUCGACUCGAAUGUUUAUUGAAAUUUCGGGUCUUACCCUAAAAUGCCAUGUCCCUGAGAAUUAAUUCCGUGUCCUGCAUUGAAUAAUUUCUGAAAUUAUUCGCUUGAUGAUUUUCUGGAUUUAAUUUACCAGAAACCGCAUCGAGAACGCUGGGGGACCCACGGAUGAUCCGAACCCCUCGCAGCUGUUUCACGUAGCGGCAGACUAUCGGCCAAACACGCGUCUGGACUUGUAGUUAGUACCUAUGUCGGGAGUAGGGUAUAGUACGUUUGUCAAUCUUCCGUUUAUUUUCACACGCCCUCACCUCCUAAUGAGCACUGAUUAUCGGUACUCACUCGAAAGUAAUCUUUAAGAUAGAAAACACUGAUGGCCUAAUUGUUAGAAUGCGUAACCUCAUCCCUCUCUAUGACGUGUCUUCAUGAAAUGCUGUGGGCGUACGAUAGUUUUUCUCGUCUGGAUUUCGAGAUAAAGGCCUCUUUGAAGGCCUGUAAGACUGGUUCGCUGUGAAGUUUUGCCUUCGGCAAAUGCUGCAAACCUCUAACCAUGUGCCCGGUGGGAAUAGUAAUGACGAUUCAGGUAGCACUGGGCUAUCGGUUUUCAGUUGUAUGAAAAACCGGUACGUACAGAGCUUUUACCUUGAUUUAUUAGUGACUUGUGUUCAACAUUGCAGACAUUGAGAUGGCGCUCGCUAAGGAGUAGCUUUUACCUUCAGGAUAUUUGACUAGCUUCGCAUAACUCAGAUUUUUUAUGGGUCAGAAGGGUAUUCGGUAAGUAAGCCUAGACUCUGGAUAUCUCUGAUUUCAAAUACCAUACACAUCCGGUCGGAGCACUUUAAACGCGUUUCCCUGCACCGAAAAGCGUAUGCAGCUGUGACAUCUUCCGAAUCGGAUUUCCAACCCGAAUAAAAUGCCUAACCUGCAGACGAAGUUAGAAAUUCCGCAGGCGAAGGCGGAUUCCGGUGGGAGGAAACCUACCUUCAACGAGUACCGUUACUUUGUUCUUAGACAGGAAAAAUUCGCUGUUAAUUAAUUGUAAAGGAAACCCUUCUGCUUUUGGGUCCUUUAUGGCUUCUUGUCGGGAUCUGUGGUUAAAACACUGUUCUGCUCAGUGAUUACCCCUACCGCCCUCGCUUUUCUACCAUUUCUUUUAUUGUAUAUUUAACUUUAUUUCGGGUUAUCCGCAAUAUUAGCACUAGUUUUGACCAUUCAUCAUUUAAAAAUAUCAUUUUUUGGUAAAAUAUUCUGCAAGAUGACACAUUUCCUUUGAAGCUGAAGUUGACUCUGGUCUCGGCAAAAUCGAUAUUCGAGUGGCGUCUAGGGUGGCCCGUUACGUGAUUAAGUUAACUUUAGUCAGUGCAUUUGAGUAACAAGAGAAAUAACGAUAAUUCAUAUAAUCACCUGCCCCCUAGGCCUACAACUCCCUCCAGACUUUAAGUUUGCCCUGAUAUAUCAUCUCGUACUGACGCCAGAUCAGGUAUAUUAUGUUCCGUUAAAUACCAUACAUCAUGACAGGCUUUAACACACUCAAUACUGUUUAGGUAUUCUUUUUGCAAACUAAACAGGAACAAAAUAUCUGCCUUAUUGAAGCCUUUAAGUCGGGUAUUUUCUGAGCUCAAACCUAGACCACGCACCUCUUCACAGAACCUGAUGUAAAGUAAGUCGAUUUGCCCAAAAAGGAGUAACCUUCAGAGAUUGCAAUAUUCAGAAGAGACAGUGGCGAGUGAACGGUCCUUUCGGUAAAUUCUCAUCAGGCCAAUACAGUUACAGUGAGUGAAACAAAAAUCGACAAAAGUUAGGUUUAAAAUUACAGGCCCGGCAAUAUUGCUUGACAAAAAGGACACCACGUAUCUUAUUCACUUCGCGUGAUUGCACUCUGCAUAACACCGUUGUGCAAUUUGCCUUUUUAGGUGGAUGCUGCAACCGCGAAGGCGUCUGCGAAGCUGAUUCCAUUUUUGACGCAUCCCAGCAAGCGUUUAGUAAGUCAAAAACCCAUGACGUUCCUUAAAUCUGCACACAUCGUAGUUCCAUCGUCAAAAGCUAGGACGUCCACCACCGUCCUACGAGAUGGACUUUGAGAAAAAGGAUUAGGCAUUAAUUAGUUAAUAGCGUAGGAGGCAUGCGAUGCAUAUACCGCACUCUCCUUUCCAUCACCGGCCAAGUUGCCAUAGCAAAGUAAAGACUGCCCGAGGCGAGAUUGAACGCAGGAGGUGAGAAGGCUAAAGAGGCCCUCUGCACGUUCCACACACACGACCUGGUCCCCAGUCCAGGUGUAUCAGGCAAGAGUGGGGAUGGUCCAGAUCUCAUAUGAGUGGGGAUGCUAUGAAGGUCGCAUGAAGAAGAAGAAGAAGAAGAAGAAGAAGAAGAAGAAGCCAUUGCAGCCUCAUUCCCCAAGAAAACCGAGUUAUCUCAUGAGUUGAUGAGAUGCACGCGAGUACGCCCAACCCAGUGAAGACGUCAUAAUACACUGUUCAUUUAUCUUACUUUAAAUGUUUCGCAACCAUUAGAAGGCAGUGAGUUUUACUGCAGGGAAUUUGUGGAAAACGCCACCAGAAAUGUUUAGUAUUAACCACAUUUUCCAUCGCACUGAUCUUUAACGUUUGCUUUGAAAUUGCCAUUUAGCAUUACGUCGAAAAGGCAUUCACAGGGUUUUUCCUUCACAGAUCGUCGCCUCUACAGGGAGUUUGAAAACUGACACAGCGGACAGUAGACUGAUUUACAAGGCAGCUUCGAAGGCAUUUGCCCUGUAAGUAUGUGCAGUCUUUUCGCAUUCACGGGACCACUCAGCUCUGGACAUUUUCUUUGCCCUAGUUGAUGCAAUAAGUGGGACCGUACUCCUUUUUUAAUUUUUAUCAGACCCUUCUAACACGGAGACCCUAACCAUUUCAUGUACUGCCCCAUUAUCUGUUCAACGAAGUCGUCCGACAGAACUGACUGUUUGUGCAGAUAGAGCACAAACUGAUCCCACGCUCUACCCACCUUUGUCAGUUACAUUUCUAAAUGCGGUAGAUGUGCUAACUCAUGAAAUUCUAACCGAAAUUCUGAUAUGAAUUUUCAACUUGAAAAGAUUACUUAAGUGGAGUUGUAAUAUUAAUCAUCGUGCAACAUAAUCCCAAGAUAUUUCAGUUACUUUGGGAUACCGGCUUUUGAAUGAACUCCUUCUCGGCUGCUCGCAAAGGCUAUAUUCUGCAAAAAUACCUACUUAAUUAGUGUGAUUUUUUCCUACUGAUUUUCACUGUCCCUUUAAAAGGAAAUGUAUUUCAAGGAAAACAUGCAGAAAAAUAUUAAUUCUUUUACUCAUUUGGAAGACAAUAAUGUCUUCUUUAAAUUAUAAACUUGAAGGGAGGGUAUAAUUUGGUUUUAAAAACUUUUUCAAUUUCCGAAUACUUUUGAACUCGACCUACCGUUACACUUUCAUUCAGGGUUUUCAAACUACAAACUGUUUAUUUUCCGUGUACAGAAAAUCAUACAUCUUCAUAGACUUCUAAGAGGAAACCACAGGGAGUUUCUAAAAUAAGCAGUGAGUUUGAGCUAUAUUGCAAAAUGUAUGGACGGGUAUUGCACGGUCUUAGAAAAUCUCAUAGAAACUUUUUAAAACCGAAUUAUAUCCCUCUUUAAAGCAUAGGAAUUGAAGAACACGUAAUUAUCUUCCGAAUGAGUAAAGGAAUGAAUAUUCUCACGUAUGUUAUUCAUUGGAUAUAUUUGAAUGUGUAGGGAAGUCGAAAAUAAAUGAGAAAAAUUCAUGCUUCCUAGGUAGUCAUUUUUACAGAGUGUAGUUUUAGCGGGCAUCCGGGAAGAAGUACGCUUAAAAGACAGCAUCGCGAAGUAACUGAACUUAUCAUGGGAUUAUGCUGUACGGUGAUUAAUAUUAUAAUCCCACUUAAGUCGAAAAUGCAUUUCAUGAGUUCGGUUAACAUUUCCUGAGUUAGCACAUAUACUGUGCAUCAAAUGAUCUCUUACUCUUGAGCUUAACCAGUUUGGGGCGAUAUACCUUUGAACUAAUCGGUUGUGGGGCAACAAUGAAAGUGAAUUUUAAUAUGACAACGGAAUUGCCUGCUGACUGGUUUAAGACCGCGACAGCUGGAAGACAUCAUGUACAGGAGUCGCGGAAAUAUUUUUAGCCUGACACCUUCAUUCUACCGUAUUUUUCGUUGUGCUCCAACAAGCUUAGAGAUAUAGUACAGGGGUAGAUCGCUUGAGCUACCUGUGUCAUAAGUGAAAAAGAAGAGUCGAGCACCGGAACACUUUGUUUCUUGUCCUGAACUUUCAGACUCGUGCAGGAGUCCAUCGUCAGAGGUAGUGGCAGAAACAGGACAAGCGACAGUUAUAAGGCCUGUAGGCCCAUCAUCGACCAACGGCGCAAGACUGGAGAUGACUACGCAGGACUCUCUGCGCGGCGCCAGAUCGAUAAAUCGAUUGACUGAGUUCUCAUCCGAGACCCAGGCCGUGUCAUACCGGCCAAGGUCGGGAGUAUUUAAUCACGGGACUUGACCAGCUUAGAGGAUGGAAUUGAGAGUCUAUGCCCACGCAGGCGGUCACUUCCUGCCUUGUGAGGCAUUUAUUAGUACUGAUUAUAAUGUAUACAGCAUGGCCCAUAUCGAUCAAGAAAAUUUCAUGAGCCAUAUAUGACAUCUUUUUAAUGGCGUAUAGAAGUGUGUGUGAUUUUCCUUACACAGGAAGCAUACGACCUGUAGUUUGGAAACCCUGAAUGAAAGUGUAAUGACAGGUCGGGUUCCAUAUUAUCCGAGAAUUGAAAAAAGUUUUCGAAACCAAAAAUGCUCUUUCUUCGAGCGUAUGAUUAAAAGAAGACGUGAUUUUCUGCCAAACUAGCCCACGAGAGAAUAUUUAUAUGCAUUUUUUAUAUAAAAUUUACUUGACUUCAUCUUGACAUCGUAAACCAAUGGGAAAAAAUCUACUUAAUUAGUCAUUUUCUGCCGGUGUACAGACGGCCGGGAGGAAACUCACUCAAAAGCCGGCAUCUUGUCAUAACCAAAAUAUCUUAGGACUCGGAUACAUGACAACCAGGCAAUCCUUUCGAAUCAAAGACAUUUUUAAGAAUCCCGAUUAACAUCUCAUGCGAUAGUACAUCUGCUGUAAAUUGCGUUCAAAGUGUGUCGCAUAUGCAUUGGCGAACACUGUUCAGAAUGGCUGAGACAAGCCUAGUACAUUGAAUUUUUUUAUUACAGAGUAUACGAAGGGAAGUACAGGAAACCGUUGUUGGUCCUAGGCAAGCUCCACGGGGCCUCCGAAGAUCUACCUUGGACCCAGGGUAUCUACCCCUAUAUCACGGCAAUGCUCGGCGCUCUGCAUGAGAUGUACACGGUAUGUCUACUCAUCUGGAAGUGAUUUUGCUGUCCGCAUGAGUUUUGGGCUGGCCCUCGCAUCCUGGUGUGCGCUGGCAAUUCCCUGCCGGUAGAGGCGCCUGCGCUCCCGCUGGGUAUACAGGUGGUGGGCAUGGCUGCCCAGUCAUUCUUGUUGCCCUGGCCCUUGUUGGGGUGUUGGCGCUGUUGUUACUGCUGUUGUUGUUGAUCAAAAAACCUGGUCAUUUGGGACGUGGAGUGGAACGCCAAGGUGCGGGCUCGACCGUGCCAUCCACCUGCGCGUCCCCCCCCCACCUCUGGUCUUCUUGGCUCUGCCUUGACACCAGGUCCAGCUGGGGAUUGAGGAGGAGAGAGUGCGGUAGAUGCGGCGCAAGUCCAUUAUCACUAUAAACUAACUCACACACAAGCCACCGUACCUGCUCUCACCCUGGUGUGUAGCACACGGUGGACAUCGUCGACAACGAUGGUCGAACUACAUGAGUUUUGGCAUUGAAAAUAAUGCAAGAAUUCGCCCAGAUGACGGGAAAAAACGCAACAAUUUGCCUGAAUCGACGUGGGUACGUACCUAACGGUCAAGCCCACCUGCAGCACGCGCAAUAUAAGUGGCGCUUAACGCCAAAUGUCUUAACUUGAUUUUCUUGACAAAGUUAAGACUCCGGCAUCCGCUUCUGAUUGGCCGCUUGCAAACGAUAGCUCAACCUAGGACUUUGUCUGGCAAAACCUGUACCUCCAGGAAGAAGGGCAGGCUAAGACGGGAAAAGGUAUCUGUAAAAUGGUUUUGUCUGCCAGGCGAUGCGUUACUUACCUAGGGGGACCUCUGUUAUCGAAAAGUUUUAAUUGCAAAGAUAGGAAUACCGAGAAUGCUAUUCCACGCGCAAACUUUGGGUGCUCCGGCGGUUGGGGUUGGAGUAUCGUCGCUUGAUAAGCGAGAAACGACCAUUUAUUGGCUCAGUUUUUACUAAAAAAAAGCAUAUCGAUUAUUCAUUGCUGGUCUCCCUGUGACCGCGUGCGCGCAAUUUAGACCCUAGGCACGUUUACUUCCUGCGAUCGGCUCAGACCGACCUACGCCACCAGGUCACGGCGCGAAGCAAGAACAUACAGUCCUUUCUUGAAGUCAAAUAAGGGGCUUGUUGUUUUGGGAUAGGUGGCUUCCUCAGUUAAGUGGUGUUCCGACUUCUUCGGUGCCCUGAAUGCUUGCCAGUACCGAACAGAUCUUAUCCGGGUUUUCUGUCUUUCUUAGUACAGCCCUCUAUUGUUAUCGAUUUUCAGUUGUUACGCAGGGGUUUGCGGCCGAUUUAUGUUCCUAAACGUCUUUCUGCAUUCACUUUAAGUAACCUUGGCCCUGACCGACAGAAUUAUAGGCAGAAUAGAAUAAUCGACAAAGAGAGACUGGAAUGGCUGCUUCUGGAUUGCUAGCCGUCGUUAGCCAGUCAUACCCAACCCCGAAGUGCGGAGCACCUGGGACUCGAUCCCAUGACCUUCCGGUUAUAAGUCCAACUCCCCUCACCACUGAGCCACGGGCACGUUGUCUUGUUGGUUGCGAUCGGAUAUAUUAACAGUGGUAGUGGGGUGUUCACCAAUCGCUUUACGGAACUCACUGGUUACCCUGUACCUUGAGGCUCUCCCUCGAUCUCCGACAGCAGCUGCACAGCGAUGCAUACUAUGGGCAGAAUGUUAUUACUGAAAAAGACAAGGGAGACUGGAAUGGCACUUUCUGGCUUAGUAGCCAUCGUCAGCCAGUCAUACCAAACACCUUGGGUUCGAACUCGCGACCUGUUAGUUAGAAGUCCACGCCUCUAACCAAUGGGCCACGAGCCCUUUGCCCUGUCGGUUUCGACCGGUGAGCGCCCCCUCCCAUUGUAUAUUCCCGAUCGGAAACCGACAGGGCAACGGGCUUGUGGCCCAGUGGUUAGAGGCGUGGACUUCCAACUAACAGGUCGCGAGUUCGGGCCUCGGGUGUUCCACACUUCGGGGUUAGGUAUGACUGGCUGGCGACGGCCAAUAAGCCAGAAAUGGCCAUUUCAGUCUCCCUUGUCUUUAUCGGUAAUGCCAUUCUGCCUAUAUCAUGCGCCGCAGUGCGACUGCUGGAGGGCUCAACAGGACGAGUGAGUCCCAUAACGCGAUCGGUGAGCGGCCCAAUGCCACCGGCUGAACUAUCUCAAAUGGGCCAGCCUUGGAAUGUCGACUAUAGGUUCCAUGUUCAUUUGGCCGCCUAGUUUGUUCUGAGCAAAAACCGCUGGUCAGAUGCGUUCAUAUUCCUUACUUUCAAGACAUUUUCGCAUCCUCCUCUCACCUGUUGCUGUUGGUUUUGUGCUUUUCAGCCCCUACAGGUUCGUGAAAUGCGACCGGAGGUCUUCCCCAAAUACGACAAGAUCGGUGUCUUCAACGCUCCUGAAAAGGUCAUCGAUUUUGUGAAGGCCAUGGAGGAGGGUCGUUACAUCCACCGCGAUCUCUGCGCAACCGACGAAGAAAGGAUGACAGCUGCCAAUGUUGUGAAAUAUAUAAAAGAAAAUGUUCCUCUGGGCGGCAACUUAAAGAUCGAGUAUGAGUACAUUGACAAGAAAAAGUAUCCAAUGAUCGCGGCAGUUGAUCGCCUUUAUGAAAGUAGGUGGCCUGGUUGCUUUAUCUGACUAUUUAUGCACUUUGCGAUGCCAUCUGCUAGUCCGAGGGUAUACCUUUUUGGGAGUUUUAUCCUGAAUCUUCCUCAACCGCCUUUCAACAUCUACUUCACGGAAUUUCCCACGGUUAAGAUAUUUAAUAGUUAAAUUUCUUGAAGUAAAAGAACAUUUUGAGACUGAGGCGAAUAUCCGAACUCUGGGAAUAUGUAUGUGUUAGAAAGAAGAGGACGUAUUAAGCACCGGAAUUAUUCGUCCAUUUGUCUGAAUUUUCGGAGUCAGUAAAGGAGUCAAUCUUCUCGAGUUCUUUUCUGGGAAUGGCAGAACAAAUGUGAAAAAAGGAAAGAGAACAGUGAAAAAAACGAGAAAACCCUAAUGUUUAUAAGUUUGAGAAGCAUUUGCUGACCUUCUGAACGAUAGAAUGUUGAUUUUCAGACUUCCACAAAUCACCAGUCUUCACCGAAGCCCAGGUGUGAUAGUGGUAAAAUGAUCCUGACACCGAUGCUGGUUAGGGUAGUGAUGAUUGUGAUGGGGACGAUGAUACUUGCCGCCAAAAGAUGGGCCUCAGGAAGCAGGUAACAAGAAGGUUACUCUCCCAUCCGGCUGCCGACUUAUCUCGACCGGCUCUCCAGUCCUUCUGUGCAAAAAUACAGUAUCCUUUCAGCUGGCGUACAGCACCAUGACUUUAGAUUCCGCGGCAUUGAUAAACCCGACCUGGUCGAAACACAACUGCCAGACGUUGCUGAGCUCAGUCGUCUCAAAAUUCCCAGUCGACCUCACCUUCCCGGCUUUUUCAGUGUCACCUAUCGUGUCUGCAGAUAGGCAGACGCGGUUUUUUGAUACUUUGCCAUGAGUCGAGACGGAUGCCAUCGAACAGCCUCGACCCAUCAAGUCCAGGUCGCAGUUCCGAUGCAAUCUGACAGAACAGCUCAGCCAUCAGUGCCGGCACCCGGACGUCCUUCCCAGUAUCCGAUGUCUCACGUCCUCUAUAAUUAGGGGCAUCUCCUCACCCAAAUUAACAAAUACCGACAUGGUAUGCGGAUUUGCUAUCGACGUUCAACACAACCACCGGCUUUCUCCAGCUCCCCCGCUAUUAUCCUGGCUCUUUUCUGCCAACCACAUCUGCUCCCGCUGCCCAUAACAUUGCCACCGGUAGUUGGCUCAUUCACUCGGUUUAGCUAUUCCUCCGCCCGGACUUUUUACCCAAACUCCGAUCCGGGAGGGGAGCACUUGUAGUGGCCCUUCCACGGGCGCUUGUUGCAACGUCGUCUCACGCGUACUUGCAGGUGCGCGCCAAGUCUCGGCCAAUCACGCCUGUCCAAACCAGCCAAUCAACUUCAAGGCCGACCCAAGGCCGCUCAAGGCGCCGUGACGCAUUUCCUACUGAGACUCGGAACGUCGGUCUCACGGUGCCGGUUUUGCCCACUCGUCCGGCUGCCAACGUACUCUAACGGGUUCUGCACGGCGUCCAACACCUAUUUGUAUUCGGAACCGGGUCGUAGUGGAUAGCAUCUUCCUAUGGUUUUGGUUGCCGCAACAAUUUCAUCCCUCGAAAUGGAAGUUAGUUUACCUGGUGUUUCAGAGUCACUUCCGAAUCUGCUUUUAGAGACAGUGACAGAUGGACGCACAGAGGGUUCAGUAUGCAGUUGAUACAGUUGUUAUGCCACUGCAAAGUCACCAAAAUUAGCGGCUUCGGAAUUCACUGCAGUCGCGGUCGUACUUGGUACAAUGAUGGCUACCUAGCCUACAUCCGUUAGCGGCGACGAUACAGACUUAGCAAUUAGCCACUGGACACCGUGUUCAUCUGCGCGCUCUUUGCGUGACUAUUUACAUCGCUUAGGUAAAGUCUUAGCAGUAAAUGGAGUGGAGGUGACAAUUGGCGAGGCUUUUACGGCUUGAAGGAAGAGACCAGGGCUGGUGCGCCGACGAUCGGCUGCUGUGGGAGGUAUGAUACUCAGCUGCCCACCAGCGUCAACUAGGAAGCGUCCGUCACUCCGAUUGUCACAGUCGUAGAAAGUGAGACCAGGGCUAGAACUGCCAGGGAGAUUGGAUACACUGAAAUUCGGUCUGGUUCGUUUGCUCUGUUAGGAGACAAAGGAGUGGGGGGAGAUGCAGCAACGGGCACCGACGCCAGAAAGUGUGUGAUGUCUGCAGGUGAUGACUGUGUUGACAGGAGACGAAAAUGUUAACUGGACACGCCGGACAGAUGACCUCGGCGGGCUCCGGGGUGAUGAGAGAGGUGCCGGUUUUUUUUAAGAAAAACGAGCAAGCUUCGCAAUCUCAGACUUUAUGCGAGAGUGAGGAGACACAGGAGAAAUUGACGAGGCUGCUAUGGCAGAAGUUGGUGGCUCGGAAAACCGUGCAUCUCCAUAAGCCGUUCGGCCGACAGAGUGCCAAAAGUAAGUGCCAAAGCAUGCUACACUUCCUGUGAAAUGUUGUUCAUUGCCAACGCCGUUCGUAAGGAGUCGCCAGUUGUCGUGGUGGGGAGAUAACGUAAGAGUUCCCAAUGUUCGAUAACACGAAGAUCUUCAAACCACAAGUCAGGGAAGUCCGAUUGGUUUAGAAUCGACGGGGAGCGCGAGGAGGGAAAAGGGGCAGCGUGACAAAGCGACGGCAACCAAGGGAGCAGACUGCCAACUGACCCUUCGGCGGUGGGUUUAAACUCACGACCGUAAUUAGACUGUCGGAAUUACCUAAGAAUUCCUCGCCACUCUCAAUAUACUUAUUUCGGACAGCUAUACCUUUCGGUAUCCAUUAUUCUUUUUUGCCAGAAAGCAUAUUGCUCUUCCUCGGUCUGGGCAGUUAGCUAAGGAACGUCGGUAUUGUGAAAUAAAUCCCAAGUGGGCAUUUAGUAGCCGAGAAGAAAUAAAAGCAGGGAUCAAACGUCCUCAUGUCAAACCGGUAAACAUGGUCGCGAUUAAGGCACCGAAGACAAAGUAUCCGACAAACAAACUCACAGUUCCCCUAACGCCCGUGAUGCAUGUACAACUCCUAACCAUGGAGUUGGGUAGUCAAAUUUGAGCAAAUAGACUGAAAACGGUAGCUCGACUCAAAACAAAGUCAGCCUUCUUGAGUAUUCAUUGGUCAUGACAGCUUUCUCUAAUCCUUUUCUAUGACACGAUCCGUGUAUUCCUGACAUCUGGAAUGUAAACGUCGGUGGUAAAUUGAGUAGUAGCCUACAGCAGCCUCUUAGCCUUAGAUAUGCCGCGUGCUGUCUUCAGGUCACCGAAUUAGAAGACCCCGGCAACAAGGACACAUUGCUGGAUUUGGUUGAUUUAUAUCUAGCAGGUGAUCCCGUAAUUGCAGAUAAACGUAAAUGCCUCGGAUGUCUUAAGUUAGACCUAGUGUCUUCACACUGAAGAAAUACACUUAUUGACUCAAUCCAGUCAUUGGUGAACCUUUUUCCGUCAGCUUUGUCUAUGGAUAUUUAAUUGUAUUCAGCCCUGUUUAUCAGAUUUCAACCCUGGCUCUUAGCCUCCACUAAACUUUGCAUACGCAUCUUACACCUGCCUUUCAGACACUCCCAAGUACAAGGGCAGAAUAGUCCAUAUAAUCUACACACCACCAAAUGACACCGCGGUGAACGAAACCCUCUUCUUCGUUGGCAAGGGCAUCAACUUCGAUACCGGUGGUUACUCCCUCAAGACUGGCGGCUCGAUGUUGUUCAUGCGAAAGGAUAAAUGCGGCGCCACAUCCAUUGUCGGUUUCAUGCGCGUUUUGGACAUUCUCAAACCGAAAGGUCUCAAGGUGAACGCAAAACUGGCGUUCGUGCGAAAUGGCAUCGGAGACGAUGCCUACCUUGUGGAUGAAAUAAUUCCUUCCGCAGCUGGCGUCCGGAGUCGCAUUGGCAGCACCGAUGCGGAGGGUCGCAACGUCAUGGUUGACUUGUUGGCAUAUGCUAAGGAGGAGGUAUGUUAUAUAUAUAUAUAUAUAUGUUUCUUGGGAUGCCUAGGUCACAGUAUAUACACGUAUAUAAGUUUGUAUUAGGAGGUAGAAACCUUAAGAAAUAUGAGUUGGGGUAGGGUAUAAUUAAUGAGAAAGCGAGAAACUUUAUUUUAAUUUGUGUCCGGCAGAUUUGAACAACUAAUUUGACCCAUUUGUAAAAACCUUAGUGGCCUCGAUGAGAUCCGAACCCAUGGCAGCAAGGGUUAUGCUUGACCACAGCCAACGCUCUAACCUCCUCAGCUACGAGGUCAAACCGGGAGCCCAGUAGGCUCAGAAGGUAACGUGAUCCAAAUGUGAUUAAAGUCACUGCUCCCGGUGGGACCUCUCAGAUCGCGUGGCCAGAGCGUUGGCUGUACUCAAGCCCUCCCCUUGCUGUCGUAGAUUCGAAUCCCACCAAGUCCGCCGAGUUUUUCACAGUUGGAUCGAAUGAAUUAUUUAAAUCAGCCAAAAGCAUCAAUUAAUUAAGUGAGCCUGAUAGUCAUCUGGUGGAUCCUAGAUUUAUUGCUUGGAAAAUCGGGAUUUUUUGAUGUUAAUGCUGUUGAUUGCGUUUUUACCUGCUAAACGACAGCACAGUUUUCUGGCUAGUGGGAAGGGGAAACCCACUUGAAUCUUUCUUUUCUACGACGCAAUUUGCAAUGUUUUUUCUCAGGGGAUUUACUUGUCACAGACAACAUGAUAUUUUGCUUUCUUUCCACCUUGAAUUACCGUUAAGGAUAACCCAAACUCGAAGAAAAAGGAGUCCUUUGGGAAAAUGACCAAACUUUAUUUCGUAAAUUUUCGAGUCUGGUUUCCCAGAUCGUCGUCAGACGUGUAGUAAGUGUGAAGAAACAGCCAAAAUUUAAACAUGCCCAAAAAAUCGAUAUUGCUUUGUCAGGGCUGAGGAUGGGUCACUGCUGUGGGCUGAUGUCGCGUCUUGGUUGGCUAUUAACUUUUCCAUUUUUCUUUGAGAUUUGUGUAUAUGGCGUCACCAUCGAUGCGUCGAUUGAUGCAUGAAUCAUCAGAUUGAAUGGCCUCUAGGAAUUCUCGGCCUUUCUUAUCUGGGCAGGAACCAAAAAUGCGUAUUUUAUCCCAAACGAAUUUGUGUCCAAUUUCAAGAAUAUUCAUAGCGACUUGGGAUAAGUGGUCCCGCCUCUUCACUGCCCGUUGGUGUUCAGGUAGGCGUGUAGAGGCGGAUUUUCCGGUUUGACCACAAUAUACCGCAUUACAAGUGCCACAUGGAAUCUUAUAGACUACUUCUUUUUUAUCCAAAUAGUCAGCCCUAUUCACAGGGUGUACAAGCUGAUUGCGUAGCGUAGUCGUCGGUUUGUGAGCCACUUGUAUUUGGUUCUUCAGAUACUGUGGUUUGGAAAGCGUGCGCAGCGUUUGCAGACAUGGCGAACCUAAACUUUUUGUUAAAAUGACGGCAAGAGACAAGAGUCUUUAGAAGGCCUUUUUUCUCCUCUUCAGGCCCUCAACGCAACCAACCCCCAUCUCUUCACAGUUGCUACGCUCACUGGACACGUUGCGCUGGCCUACGGCAAGAUACCGGUAGGUUGGAUGUGUAACUUGCGGUCGCCUAGUCCCCCUGUGCGAGAAUCUAACGGAAACUCAGACGUACGCUGAUGACUGUGAUUGUUGAAUUUUAGGCUGCCAUGGACAACGGCCCAGCGAGGCGUCUGGGCUACGCUAAAGCCCUCGGCCGGGGAGGGGCCUUGGUGGGCGAUCCCAUUGAAGUAAGUCAUGCUAUUUUGCCCCGUUUGUUCCCGUUUGUCGAUGAGUCAGUAAACUGCGAACAAAUCCACCAGAUUACGCUGUUGAAGCAGUUAAAGUAUUCCAAGCAGAACAACGACGGAUUUACAAAGCCAGAGUGGGUGGCGGCUAGAUCGCAGUUGGUAGCUUGGCCCCGUAUUACAGGUGGCUGGGUGGGUUUGUUUACUGAGGCUAUUUUGUGGGGUACCAUAAUCACAUCUGAUCCUUUUGGCUUCCGUUUUACGUCUGAGGUUAGGAUUAGGAUACCGGUUAAUGGUUUCCGAUUUUCGGGUUAGGGUUUGAGCGUACGAUUAGAUUUCAGUAUUACGGUUAGGUUUUCCAGUUACGGCUACGUUUACGAUUUCGGUUAGGGUUGCCGUUAAGGUUAACGGUUAACGUUUACGGCUGAAGUAGGCAAGAGCAGCAGGAAACCAGAUCUUUGUAAACAAUUGGAGCACGUGGUUAACCUAACAUUACCAUGGUAGCCUCUGGCUCCAUGAUUCCCCCUCUCUCCUCUCAUUUUUUGCUCUUUAACGUUUCCUUCUUUUUUUGUGUUAUUAACUUUAUCGAUUAGCCAACUUGCCCAAAACCCUAACCUUGCUGUUUCUGCAUCGAUUUUCUGCAUGAAUUCAAAUCUGUUGUAUUGUUCUCACUCGUUAUCCCUCUUAUGAAGCGACAGGAAGCAGCUGAAGAGCAGUCGCGAAAUUUUUUGGUGCCAAUAAAUCCUGCUGUUCUUGCCUACUUCAGCUUCGUACCGGGGACAAAAUGCUUCAAAGUUUACGGCUGAGGUUAGGGCUAGGGUUAAGGUUAGGAUUAGGGUUAAGGUCGCCGCCCCCUUCCUCAUUCCUGGCUAUCAACUGCGAUCUAGCCGUGGUCGUGGUGGCUACUGAUUUAACUGGCUGAUCGCCAGCUGACGAUUUAACUCAGACUACGCCAGUUGACCCGGUUUAAUGGCCGACUGAUGGUUGGACUGCGAUUGAUGUUUCCUAAUUGCACUCCGCCACACAUUUGAAAACUCAGCCGCCCCCCCCCUUUUCGUGUGUGCGCUUGAGGGGGGGGGACAGGUCGUACAUGUGACGCGUGCAGACGGUCUCACUAGCUCUGUCAGCCAGUGCAUCCACUCCCAGAAUCAGUCAUUUGACCAACUCGGACAGGGGACUGGUACCUGGGAGUGGAGAGUGAUGUCGACGAUCUCAGCACUACAGUGAAUCAGACGUGCUUAAAGCCAUCCCGAUGAGCUAAAAGCCGUAGAUUAGAGGGUUGUCAACUGACGGGAUAAUUCGGACCUCGCAGCCAGCCCAGUGUCGUGUGUUGACGUGGAGUGGCAGACUGGUGAAGUGAUGGCCAGGCUGCAAUGGCUCCGUCUUGAUGUGGCCUCUACGGCACUCCCACUUCGAGGGAUUCGGGUCUAUGAAAUGGCACGUUAUAUGGCGCCCUCCCCCCCCCCCCUCCGGCCUUCUUGACUCUCAUAACACCCAGCCCAGGUUGAGGAGGAGAGAGGAGUGUGGUAGAGGCUGAGCAAUUCUAACAUCACCAUAACCGAAUUCACAUGCAAACCAUCACCCUUUCUCCCCCCUCGUUAUGGAACACAUGGUAAACAUUGUUAGCAUGUUUUGCGGAAGCAGGUCCUGCAUGUGGCUCUUGCAGACGGACUGUUUUUUUUUUUUUCUCUCUCUCUCUCACACACACGAUAGUUCGUCCGUCGAUUUCGACGAUGACCACCGUGUGCCCCACAGACUGCAUUGUGGGAGCAGGGACGGUGACUUGCGCAGGGGUUUAUAGUGCCAGUAGACUUGCGCUGCAUCUACCUACACUCUCUCCUCCUCCUCCCCCGCCUGGGCCCGGUGUCAAGACAGAGUCAAGAAGACCGGCGACGGGGGAGGCUGCAGGUGGAUGGCUCGGACGGAUCCUCGCCUUGGCGCUCCACUCCGCACCCCUGGUCCACACACCAAUGACCAGGAUUUUGACCACAAAACAAUGGGGUGGUGACAGUGGUCCAGUUGUGCGACGAAUGCCGACAACAGGGUCCGCCAGCGCACGCCGCAAAUGUUGACAUUUGUUAUUGCGCACAGAUAACGCCUGCCAGAGUACGAUGUGGCCCCCGUGUUGGUCCAGCGCAUCUAACACGCGGCCCGUUUUGAGGGCACUCUCACACACACACACACACACACACACAAACACACACUUCCAACAUCAGACAUCUGACCUGCUCGGACUGGUGUCUGAGAGUGGGAAGUGAGGCUGGGGUUGACCAUCUCAGCGCAUAGUCGUCAAAGCAAUCUGACGCGCUUGAAGCUAUCACGGUUCGCUUAAAGCCGCGCAUCCGAUGGGUGUGUUUGUGUGGAUUCGCCGCCUGAAGUACUGAGAGUCAGGCUGCAAUGACGCCUUCUUAAUGUGGCCUCUGUGACACUCCCAUUCAGUGGGAUUCGAGGUUAUGUGAUGACACGUUCGCUGUGCUAGCCAACUGCAGCCUCUCCUGUUUCUGGUCUUCUUGACGUAGUCCUGACUACCCGCCCAGGUUGCGGCGGAGGAGGGGGAAGUGCGUUAGAUGCCGUGCAAGCCUACUAUUAAUAUAAACAAAUCCACGCGCAAGUCACCGUCCUUGCGCCCACUCUGCUAUAGUUAACAUCGUCGGCAACGAGUAUCGAACUGUCGAGGCCUCGUAGAUGAGCUGAUAUAUGUGUGAGGUAUUGACUGACAGAAAUGGCGCGAAGAGUCUUGCGGUUGACAUACCUUAUCGAUUUCGUCUACUUCUACGUGGAAGGUAAGAUGUAGACUUGCGGCCGGCGGGAUCAAUGUGCGUGGGCGGAAUAGUUUCAGCCAGCCGACCUAGGUUUCGCACGAGUUCCUUGGUGAACGAAGUUCAGAGGGUGUAUUUCUGCCAGAAGGUCAGGCAAGAGCUACGGGUGAGCGGUCAAGCAAAGGUUCCAAGUGAUUAAGUACGUUCGAACUGGAAGAGUUUAUGAUCUGCUUGCCAGGGCUGAUCAGUCCUCUAGACGAACCACCGUGCAGUGACUGAACUUUCCGUCCGACUGGCUUUUGUAAUUGGAAUACAUCAGAACACCAGGUAGGGGUCCCAACACCGAUCAGAUGAGACUAUAUAGCGACACAGCGGUGAGAAUAAGCGCUCUGAGCGCUACAACCACCAGGUCAGAUCCCGAGUUGACGGGAGAAGACGGAUGGAACCAAAAUGAGGGGUUUAUUGUGCACAGUACCCGGAGUUGUCCACUCAGGCAGCAGUGGCCACUGGCGACGCCAGGGCUGAUGUUAACUGCGUCCAGGCAUGCCUGAGAGUCCCUGAGAUAGUGGUGGCAGCCACUUUUGUAGGCUCCUGGGACAAGCUCAAGUGGCGUCCAGUCGGCGUGUGUUGCAUUUGCCGAGGGAUGGUCUCCCAGUGGCUUAGAUUGCGGUUACAUGGGGUAGGUGCGUUCAAGUAGCCGCUUGGGCUGUGCGGACGCAGGUGUGUCCGAGCUGUCGGUCGUGUGACUUUAAGUCAGCGCGUUUAGAGCGGCUCACUGCAAAAGGGAGUCUUAAAAAAUGACGCCAGACCGGUCAUGAUGGCUGGCCACUACAACUAUCCAAACUGUUUAUGAUAUCGUUCAUUGGGGAGGGGGACAUUUCCCCAUCCAUUGAGGUUACUGUGCAUAUUUUAGAUCUCAACUCUGCGGAGGGAGGACUACGAGGUCUGCUUCCCAGUGAGCGAGUAUGAAGAUCUGCAGCAGAGGAACACUCACGCCAACACUGUCAAGUAUCGCGGUCACCAGUACCCUGCUGCAUGGAUGCUGAUGGCUAGUCGCAUGACAGACGUAAGUGACCUUCCCUCAAAGUGUUUGUUCCGGCAUUUCCGCGCCAAUCAGGAUGUCUUCUAG
Spirometra erinaceieuropaei is the source of this 19601-nucleotide messenger RNA. The record is from the annotation of a GenBank genome assembly. Lineage: Eukaryota; Metazoa; Platyhelminthes; Cestoda; Diphyllobothriidea; Diphyllobothriidae.